This is a messenger RNA of Parastagonospora nodorum SN15, 3492 nucleotides long. RefSeq lists its product as hypothetical. The record is from RefSeq and is a predicted model, not a curated record. Gene Ontology annotation, molecular function: leucine-tRNA ligase activity; ATP binding; aminoacyl-tRNA deacylase activity. Bases 1 to 3492 code for a protein of 1163 amino acids. The transcript has 4 exons. Gene Ontology annotation, biological process: mitochondrial translation; leucyl-tRNA aminoacylation. Gene Ontology annotation, cellular component: mitochondrion. Lineage: Eukaryota; Fungi; Ascomycota; Dothideomycetes; Pleosporales; Phaeosphaeriaceae.
AUGGGCGCCGUUUCCACCAACGCCGCCAAAAAAAUCCAAAUCGCGUCCAGGCGCAUCAAAGCUUGGCACGUGAGCUUGACGCGAACACUCAACACUCAACACUUGACGGCAUCGCUCGCUCAUGUCCACCCACAUGCAGCCCCGACAUGUGCACGUGAACUGCUAAUGGUGCGCUUCAGUCUGCAGCGCAUAUCCUGGCGGGGCGUCCCCGGCCACACCACACAGCCAUGCCGCCGUGCAGCGUCCCACUGGGCUGCCCAGCGCAGGCAAAGAGCUGAGGGCCCGGCCUUGGAGACGCUCACUGCGAAAUGGCAGCCUCACUGGGACAAGCUGGAGCCGCAAUGGAACCAACUGCGCAACAACGACAAGGGACGCAUCUAUGUGCUGCCCAUGUUCCCGUACCCGUCCGGCACCAUGCAUCUCGGCCAUCUGCGCGUCUACACCAUUUCUGAUGUCCUGGCACGCUUCAAGCACAUGCAAGGCUACAACGUCCUGCAUCCCAUUGGAUGGGAUGCUUUUGGUCUGCCCGCCGAGAACGCUGCCAUCGAACGGGGGAUCCAUCCUGAAAAAUGGACAUUGCAAAACAUCGAGUCGAUGAAGGCCCAAAUCAAGGUCAUGGGUGGCCGCUGGGACUGGGAUGCUCGCAUCUUCCUCAUGCUUCACCAGCGUGGUCUCGCGUACCAGGCCGAAUCUCUUGUCAACUACGACCCCGUCGACAAGACCGUCCUUGCAAACGAACAAGUGGAUGCCAAUGGCUGCUCAUGGCGCUCUGGUGCCAAGGUCGACAAGCUCAUGCUCAAACAAUGGUUCUUGAAGAUCAAGGAAUACCAGGAGCCUCUAUUAAGCGACCUGGCUGCCCUCGCGCACAAUGGCAGGUGGCCUGAAAAGGUGCUUGCUAUGCAGAGAAACUGGAUUGGCAGAUCCCAGGGCGCUACCAUUGGCUUUGACGUCCACUCAACAGCUACUGGCGAGCGGCACGAUGCAAUUGACGUCUUCACCACAAGGGCAGACACCCUUUUUGGCGUGCAAUAUAUUGCGCUUUCGUGCAAACAUCCCAUAGUCCAGCACGAGGCGCUUGGAGAUGCUAGAUUGCGUACUUUCAUUGACAAUGCCAAGCACCUGUCUCCAGACAGCAAAGAAGGAUAUCUGCUCCAACACACUACAGCAAGGAACCCAAUUGCCGAACGCGUUUCUGGUGUAGAGUCCAAUGUUCCCGUAUAUGUUGCACCCUAUGUCCUCGACGACUAUGGAUCUGGUGCAGUCAUGGGAGUGCCUGGUCAUGACACGCGAGACCAUGCUUUUUGGAGAGCCAACGCUGGCAACAAACCCAUUAGAGUCGUAGUAGGUAUGCAGCCUGGCUCUGCAUCUUCGCCCUUAAUCCCCGAGAGUGACCAUGACAAGCCUGUGACCGACAAAGGUUACAUCGUUGCCGACAUUGACGGGUUCAAUGGCUUGUCUUCUGAUGAAGCAAUGCACAAGGUUGUUGCAGCACUUCAAGAAUCUGGGAAGCGCGCCAGUAUCACCGAAAAUUGGCGUCUGCGGGACUGGCUCAUCAGUCGACAACGCUAUUGGGUCAAGCUGCCAAACCUGCCUGACACUUUCUUUGAUGGCAGGAAGGGCAAUCCGUUGGCUGAAGAUCCGCAUUGGAAGAAAACCGAUUGCCCCAAAUGCGGUGCAGCUGCUGAGCGCGAAACUGAUACCAUGGAUACCUUCAUGGACUCGUCGUGGUACUUUUUCCGAUUCUUGGACCCGAAGAAUGAGAAUGCCCUGCUGGACCCACACAAAGCAAACAAAGGCAUGCCAGUAGACCUCUACGUUGGCGGAGUUGAACACGCUAUCCUGCAUCUCCUUUACGCGCGGUUCAUCUCCAAGUUUCUUGCAUCCACCGCCACAUGGCCGGAGGGCACGCGCGUCAAUGGAGAACCAUUCAGGCAACUCAUCACACAGGGCAUGGUGCAUGGAGAGACAUUUACGAAUCCUGAAAAUGGGCGGUUCCUCAGGCCGGAUGAACUUGACUUGACGGUUCCGUCCGCGCCCUGCAUCAAGGCGAAUGGACUACAACCCCAUCGUAGCUACGAAAAGAUGUCCAAGAGCAAGUACAACGGCGUAGACCCAGGUGCUACAAUUGCCAUGUAUGGCGUGGAUGCGACAAGAGCUCAUAUGCUCUUUCAAGCACCAGUCGGCGAUGUCCUCGAGUGGGAUGCGAAAAAGAUCACAGGUGUUCAGCGCUGGCUCCAGCGGAUCCUUCGGCUUUCUACUAUUUCCUGGGUACCCGAAGACAAUCUCUCACGCUUCGAGAUUCCGGAGCAUGCAGACAUGACGCUCUAUGAAAUCUUGAAAACUCUUGCACAGAGAGAGGUACUAGAACCAUCCCGCUCAAGCAACAAGCCUACUGGAAGUCAAGCGGGACGUGAAAUGCUCGCUCUGCUUACAGCGGAAGACAGAAAGCUGUGGAUCAAGACCCAGCAAAUCAUUGCGAGUGUCAAACUAUCAUACUCAGAGACAUACUCUCUGAAUACGAUCGUCAGCGACUUGAUGACGCUGACAAACACUAUACAUGACUCUCCUCAAUGCUCUGCCGUAUCAUCCUACCUAAAGUGGCACUCAAUGGCUCACCUUAUUCGCAUGACUGCUCCCAUUGCCCCUGGUGUGGCAGAAGAAGCAUGGCAUUUGCUCAAUGGAUCUUCUGGCCCCAGGACGGCCGACGACCCGAGAGUCUCUCGACUGACUACUGUAUUUGCCGCUGGGUUUCCACUUGCCGAUUUCGAUAUCAUUCCUCGUCUUACUCGAACGACAAAGUGUGUCGUACAAAUUGACGGCAAGCGCAAAUUUGAUGUGGAGAUUGAAAAGGGUUUCGACGGACAGGUCUCGAAAGACUGUGAUUCCAAGUCCCGAUGGGUUCUAGAGCAAAUAAUUCGCAGUGACCAAGGCCAAGAAUGGCUUCACAAGAAGACAGGCAAAAUUUGGGGCCUCAGCGCCACAAAGGAGCCCCACGCCAGAUUCGAGUUUGUGCCAAGCGACUGGAAUGUCAUUAUCGUCAACGAUGGAAAGCUUUGCAAUCUCGUCAGUCCAAAGAAGAAGAAAACACACAAGUGUGAACAUGUUCAUGGGGUUCGAGAUCGCAAUGAGUCAGCUGCUGUAAGUCCUGGUGUACAUGAGCUGGGAGAAACAGCACUGAAUCAAGACAGUGAUGAAAGAAAAACGGUCGCCAGCAACAAGAACAUGGCCAGAGGUUUGGAAGAGGACAAUAGACCCUCAAAGGAAAAAGCAGCCAGCUCGCAAAAGCUGAAAGAUGUAACGGGCGCUGAGCAAUCUGAGAGAUUCACAGCUCCAGAAACUACUAUCAAGAACAAUGCGCUACUCUUAUCAUCCAUGGCGGCAAGUGUCCUGCCUGUGCAAGAGGUUCACGAUCGUGUCAAUGCGCUCAUGGCAACCUUGCCCAACUACCUCAGGCCCCACUACGUUCCGCCGCAAGUCCUGUCUAACAACUAA